AUGUACCUGACAAAGUUGGUCCGGGCUGCUGCUUCUGAGCGAGCUCUAGUCCCCGCUGCUGACGAUGCUGCUGCUGCGGCUUCGGGUCAAUCAACUGCUGCUAUUAGAGGGGAUGGAGCGUUUGCUGUAAAGGGAGUGGAAGGUACGUGUGGGUUGAUGAGCGAGGAGAGGGACGGAGGCUGGGGCGAUGGUGCUGCUGGGAGUGGGAAGGGACUGCUUGAGGGGAGAGGAGGAAGGGGGGAUGGUGAAGGGAGUGGGAGGGAACUGGUUUGGGAACAUAGUGGAGGACGAGAGGAGGGAGCAAGGGAGGAUGGGGAAGAGCAUGGGAGGAGUGGUUGUUGUCGGAAGAGGCGGAAGAAUGGAAAGCAGGAGGGAGACUUGGAGGAUGUGUCGAAAAGGAAAGCGGGGAGAGGUGUGCAAGAGCAAGAGGGGGAAGGAGUGCAGGAGGCGAAUGGCCCCGAGGAGGUGCUUUCAGGCAAGCAUGCGAAUUCUGACCUCUUCCAAGUUGUUGGAGCCGAACCUGAAAAGGCUGGGACUGGCACGGAAGUUGGAAGUGAGCAAUUGCAGGUGGUUGGAGCUGAAAAUGACGAAGCUGAGCAGUUGCGGGUGCAGCCGCUGUCUCGGUGCGUGCUGCAGCGAGAGCCCCUGUUCGACCAGAUGAUUGCCAACUGGUACAGCGGAGACCAGGGUAUCAAGCCGCAUGUGGACUUGAUGCGGUUCGACGAUGGCAUUGCCAUCCUCUCCCUCCUCUCCCCCUGCGCGAAAGCGAAGGCACUUUACCGGGAUGCUCUCAGGACGGCGCGACUCGCGCCGCCAGAAUCCCGAGCUGAUUUGGAGAAAAUAAUCCGAGACGAAGCAGAGAAGCAUGCUGGGGAGAGCGACAUCAGCAAGAUACGGUUUUACAUGAGCGAGGGCAUGCAGCGGUUGAAGGAGCUGAAGUCCAUGCUGGAUAAUCAAGGCCGCUGA
This is a messenger RNA of Closterium sp. Naga37s-1, 966 nucleotides long. The record is from the annotation of a GenBank genome assembly. Lineage: Eukaryota; Viridiplantae; Streptophyta; Zygnematophyceae; Desmidiales; Closteriaceae.